UCGAAAGGGGUCAACUGGUGUAGCGAAAUCUCGCCAAAUCUCACCUCGAAAAGCGAGAAUAACAGCUGACGGAUGUAAACAUGGCGGAAUUGGAGGACGACCUAAAUCGUGUCUCAGUAGAACUUGAGAGUCCUUUAUUGGCUGAACAACAGCCAAGUCAGAGCUUUAGAACAGUUAGGAGUGACUAUCUGAACAAUGACUCUGUUGCUACCAGCCCAGGUUUUGUCUCCAGACAGACCUCUUCACUCUCUGUGCCUGCCAUUGGAACCUCCCAAGACUGGGAGCUCAACUACAGAGAGGCAGCCAUUUAUCUUCAGGAGGGGGAGAAUAAUGACCGAUUUGACACCCAUCCAAGGAACCAAGAUGCACUCCCAGCCUAUGUCAUGGUCCAUAACUUUUACUUUUACAUCAUGGACUUAGCAGCAGCCAUGUUGGUGCUACUUCUUGCGUUGGUUGAAGAGCCAGCUGUUGAUGCACUACAGCUCCAGCCGAUUAUCCAUGCAUCUUUGGAACUCUUUGGACUGACAAUUAUAGCACUUGGUCUUGGUCUUAAAAUGAGAUGGAUGGGUUUAAAGUCUUUUGCCAAACAUAAAAGAACAUUACUUAAGGCUAUAUUUCUAUUAGUAAUGUAUAGUGAAGCCUUGGUAGUGAUAGUAAGACAGCAAUCUCAUUUCAGAGUUACCAGAGCAUUAAGACCAAUCUUUCUCAUUGACUGCCAUUACUGUGGAGGAGUCAGAAGAGUUCUACGUCAAAUCAUCCAGUCAUCACCUCCUAUCAUUGAGAUGUUGUUCUUACUAGGCUAUUUCAUGCUCAUCUUCUCUAUAUUGGGUUUCUACAUAUUUGUGAAUGUGGAGGAUGACAUUUAUUUCCAAACUCUGCAAGAUAGCUUUGUAAAUCUCUUUGUGCUUAUGACCACUGCUAACUUUCCUGAUGUAAUGAUGCCUGCCUAUAAUCACAAUCCAUGGUCUGCAAUCUUCUUCAUCGUCUUUCUCGUUCUAGAACUUUAUUUCUUAAUCAAUCUGCUUCUUGCUGUUGUGUAUGAUACAUUCACUGGUAUUGAGAAGAAGAAAUUCAAGAAGCUCACACUUCACAUGCGGAAAGCAACCAGCAAAGCAUUCAGAUUAUUAUGCAGUAGAAGGCAUCCUGGUAAAGUGACCUUUGCUCAUUUUGAAGGUUUGCUCAAGUACUAUUCUCCUAACAAGAGUAAAAGAGAUGUCCUACUCACAUUCAAGACUCUAAACACUAGUGGGUCAGGCAAGUUAGAUCUGCAGGAAUUUCACAAUGUCUUUGAAGUGUCGAGGUUAAAAUGGAAGUCACAACGAGAGGAGAGACUCUGGUUUGAAUCCCUUCUCAGUCCUAUGGAUGUUCCCUUUAGAUUAAUUCAGAAGAUGGUUUCAUCAAGAAUAUUUGAAGCAAUUGUAUAUAUCAUCAUUGCAAUCAAUGGUAUAGUCUUUAUCAUCAAGACCAUCAUAGCAUCAAGGCACACACUUUCAGAGGAAUAUGAUGUAGCUUGGUAUGACUGGUUUUUUGUUGGAUUUUAUGUCAUGGAGGCCUUGCUCAAGAUUCUUGGUUUUGGACCAAGAUGUUACUUCACUGUAGGUUGGAAUCUGUUUGACUUCAUUAUCACUGUCACAGCUUUCAUUGGUGUUGUCACACAAGCAGCAGAUAAAAACUUCCAGUAUAUCAUCAUAUUGAGACCUAUAAGAUUACUUCGAAUAUUCAAGAUUAACAAGAGAUAUCGUGAUGUAUUUGGGACAUUAUAUGAACUUACACCAAGGAUGGCAAGUGUUGGAGUCUGUCUGCUCAUUAUUUAUUACUUCUAUGCUAUCAUCGGUAUGGAGUUCUUUGCUGAAACUAAAUUAGAGAAUUGUUGCAGGAAUGAUACUUUUGCAGAUUACUAUAGCAACUCUUCAAGAUACAAGGAUUAUUUCUAUUUAAACAACUUUGAUGAUAUACUGAGGAGUUAUGUUACAUUAUUUGAAUUGACUGUUGUCAACAAUUGGCAUAUUAUAAUGGGAGGAUAUGCAUCUGUUGUUUCAGAAUGGAGCAGAAUAUACUUCUUUCUUUUCUACCUAUCUAGUAUGGUAGUUGUAACCAUAGUGAUAGCAUUCAUCUUAGAAGCCUUUCUCUUCAGGAUACAAUAUCAUCAAAGAAAAGCAGAACAAACAGAUGAGAAUCAGAUAGAUGAUGGUGAAUCUGAAUCUAUUGUUGAAGUAGCGAUGAGUCUGACUGCUGAUGAAGUAGAUGAAUUCUUCCCCAGAGCUCGGGCUGAUGUGAGUCUAGCUCUCCUGCUAGGAAACCUUCAUAGAGGGGGUACAAUAGCCUACAGAGGAACAAGACAGAGAACUAAAGCUGACCUAAGCAAGACAAUGUAUGCAGAGGAAGUCAAGGAAUGGAUCAAGGAAGCAGACAGAGAACAUCACCAGGACCUCCAGAACUUUGUCCGUCAGAUGAGCCGUAAUACCCUCCUCACGGAACUUGGUGAUUCAACCACCUCCACCCCAACUGAUGAUGGAACCACACCCACCGCUCCACCCACUGCCACGCCCAUUGUUCAAACCUCCACCGCCACUGCCAUGCCAGCGAGGAUGAAUCCAUUCCUAGGGAGGCCCCAGCCGAUGUCUACACCCAACCACCAUACCCCUACUAAGGGUAAUCCCAGUAUUAACAAGGAAGUGAUGUCUGAACAGCAAUAUGAUGAUAGUGAUGAUGAUGAUAUUCUUGGAGAUGAAUUAUGAAAUGACUCAUUAACAUCUCAUCUGAUCAUCAUGCAGAAUCAUUGUGUAUUCAAGAAUUAAAACAGAUUUGAUUAUAACAAUAGCUUGUAACAUGCAAUCAGUUACAUGUUUAUCAAAUACUACCCAGAUUUCACACUAAGAAAAGUUGAUGAAUAGAAAACAAAAUCACAUUUCAUUUUUCAUCUAGCUAAUUGAUAUCAGAACUGACUGCCUAUGAGUAUCAGAUAUCCAAUUGUUCUGGCAUCAAAUGAAUGAACUUUUUAGAUGUGCUGUUAUAAGUUUGUGUGAAAAGCUCUUGUGAGUUAAUAUUGAUAACUCUACUUAAAAGAGUUAUGAUAUUUGAAGCCAAAGUGUAUUUGCAAGCAACCUCAGGCUGUAGGAUAUUGUAAUCCUAAAACAUUUUUCUGAAAUACCUGUUUAUUUUAUGUGUUCAUUGAAGUAAAAAAUAUUGAUUGAUAUUAACUCAUAGUGAUGUACUAAAGAAAAUAUUUUAUGUUCAUUGAGAAAAAUUCUAAUAACCCUUAAAUAUGGUGUGAUUUCAGUGUAAUUCACAUUUUCCAGCCUGAGUUGACAUGGGGAUAGUGCUCAAUUUGGUAAUCUAAUGACUGCUGAAUUCUGUAAUUAUCAUUUUCAUAGGGACUAUCAAGCCCCCAAUAGGAAACAGAUAAAUAUUGGUGUAUCUAUAGUUGUCGAUCAGUAGAUAAAGAAUUCUUCUCAUUUGAUGUGGGUUGGAGUCAUUCUCAAUGUAAUAGUGUAGAUAGAUGGACUGCUAUGAAAGGCAUCAGUCAUUUCUAGAGGCUCAAGGGCACCGCAGCACAACUAUGACAGAGGGCAUGGUCAGGUCAGUGUGGUACUUGCAAGCAGAAAGAAGCAACCAAGUCUGUACUAUCAAAGCAGUCCAUAUAUCUUUUAUAAAAUUCAAAUCUGUAUUUUGAUCCAUCUCAAUAGCACUGCUAUGCUAAACAUUGCCAAUGUGUUUGCAUGUCCAAAAGUUUAUCAAUCUCUUGUACAUUUAUGAAACACCCACCCUGCCAAAUUAACAUAUCAAGGAGACCUAGGCCACAUUGGAUAAUAUUUACCAUUAUUGUAACUUUGCUGUCUAGUGGUAACUUUCACAGCAGCGUGGUAUUACAUCAAAUCAAACUCAAGGACGUUAUCAUUGGAUGGCAGUUUCCAUAGUAACUACUAUGUGACAGUGCUCUGGUCCUGAUAUUACUAAAUAAUCACUGUUACUAUGUACAGUAAUUCCUGCUAUAUUUAUAAUCUCCGCAGAGAGUGGUUAAUGUCUGCAUUUGUUCAUAUUAUGAAGUCCAGUUUAAAUUGGGCCAUGGUCUUAUCAACUAAAUUAUUGGGAAGCCAACAAUGUCAAAAUUUUGUUUACAUUGGGAUAUAGAAUGCAAAGAACAAUACAAGAUGGCACCUUGAGAAGAAAGAUCACAUGUAAGCUCAUUGAAAGGUUGGGAUUGGAACGGUUGUAGAAGUGGGAAAGAGAAGCAGUCUGGGAUUGAUGGGCCACAUGUUGAGGAGAUGAUGAAUCUGUGAAAAGAUCAUGUGACCUGGAAGUAGAUGGCAUAAGAGGAAAUGGAAGACCAUAGAUUACAUUGGAAGAUAUGGUAAAGAAGGAAAGCACUAAGGUUAUCUGUACGAGGAGGACGUCCAAGAAAGAAAGAAUAGGAAGGCGUGUCAUCAUUCCACAAGAGUCGGUAAAUGCUGACUGAAAUAAAAUGAUGAUGAUGAUGAUGAAGUAUUGCAUGUUUCUUAUUUUACUCUGCUCUUUCCUGGUACUUUAAUGAUAAAGGAAGCUAUUUUCUUAUUGCCAGAAAGUUAUGGAUGAAUUGAGUAUCAAUUGAGCUGACAAAGUGAACCUGUAUUGUUGCAGAUUUGUGUCACAGUUGGCUCUCCAUAGUUAAACCACAGCUUUAGAACAGGGUUGAAAUUAAACCAGAGUUCAUAAUAUGUUUCAUUGUGUUUGGCAAGCCUGAAUUCAAUGGCAAGUGUAUUUAUAAAUAUAUCACCAUCAUGCUCUGUUUAAAGAACAGAUGAUUAUCAGUUUUUGUUAAUGCCAUAAUUACAUGAACUACUUGUACAUGUAUCUGAAUACCAAGAGUCUGAAGUAGUGACAUAAUUAACCAGUGUAAGGAUAUUCUUGAUCUGUAAAUACAUGAACAACUUAUUUAUUAUUACAACUCAGAAUAUAUUUUAGUUCCUAAGUACAACUUUUUGAUAAGUAAAGAACAUUCAUUACAGAAAAACCAGCAGACUAUUUCAGUGUACAGUGUAUAUAUACGAGUCUGAAUUCUCAUAGUACUUCAUGUUGCAGCUUAAUUUCCCUUUUGGGGUGGGAAUCAUUGUUUUAGGAUUUUUUUUAUUUUUUCAGAAGGUUUUCCCCCUUUUUCUAUUAUUUUUUGUAAAGAUUUCAGCCUUUUGAUUAUUAUGUGUAUCAACAUUGUUUCAAGUCAGUGGCAUUAGAGUGUACACCUGUAACAUAAAAGUCCGAGUUCAUGUGAUUUUACACUGAUGUGAACCCAACAUUCAGUAAAUACUAGCAAAUACAGUAUGCAAAUUCUAGAAUUUCACUUGUAAGUGGCAGUGGCAAUGCUGAUAAGCUGUAAUCUUACUCAAAGUAUAUUUCAUCUUUCUUAUUAAUGGUGCAAUGCAUGUCUGUUAAUGUUUGUAAUUUCUUAUAAUGUGAAAAGAGUGCAGUGAAACUCAUUGUCUGUCUUUAUCUGUCAAGCAUCAUAAAAUAAGGAGGUGCUGCUCUCUAAA
This is a messenger RNA of Lytechinus pictus (painted urchin), 5504 nucleotides long. RefSeq names its product two pore channel protein 1-like. Lineage: Eukaryota; Metazoa; Echinodermata; Echinoidea; Temnopleuroida; Toxopneustidae. Gene Ontology annotation, biological process: monoatomic ion transport; transmembrane transport. The record is from RefSeq and is a predicted model, not a curated record. The coding region runs from base 81 to 2738 and encodes 885 amino acids. Gene Ontology annotation, molecular function: monoatomic ion channel activity; calcium ion binding; voltage-gated channel activity. Gene Ontology annotation, cellular component: lysosomal membrane; endosome membrane. The transcript has 23 exons.